Budorcas taxicolor (takin) is the source of this 543-nucleotide messenger RNA. It is a transcript of the gene FATE1, whose product is annotated as fetal and adult testis expressed 1. The record is from RefSeq and is a predicted model, not a curated record. Gene Ontology annotation, molecular function: ubiquitin protein ligase binding. Lineage: Eukaryota; Metazoa; Chordata; Mammalia; Artiodactyla; Bovidae. Gene Ontology annotation, biological process: negative regulation of apoptotic process; negative regulation of mitochondrial calcium ion concentration. The transcript is spliced from 5 exons. Gene Ontology annotation, cellular component: endoplasmic reticulum; mitochondria-associated endoplasmic reticulum membrane contact site; mitochondrial outer membrane. Bases 1 to 543 code for a protein of 180 amino acids.
AUGGCAGGAGGAGCAGUCCCUAACCUCAAGGAAAAGAUGCAAGUGCCAAAGGAUGAAGACCUGCUUCUUGGAAGCUUUAGGGAUAACCAAGAGCGCUCAGUGGCAGCAGAAAUGAAGGAGCAUAUAUCUCGGUUGCUGGGUGCUUCUCCGCGGCGACAGAAGGUGGAUCCAAAGGCUGUUGGCUCUGCUGCGGUUUGGAAUAUGGCCGCAAACCAGUCCAAGAAGGUGGGGCUGCAGCUGCGGGGAGUUGGAGUGGUGGGAGAACAAGGCGAUGGCGGUGCCCGACCCCAGGAGAAUCCUGGCGGCUCCCAGGGCAUGAGGUCCCAGUAUGAGCGCCGAGAGUUAAAUACACUGGCUGAGAUUGGUCUGGAAGAGCUCAAUGAGCUGGAGAUGGAGAUCAUGAGAAGACAGCUGUUCAUGAUUACUGAGCGUCUGCGCUACCUGGAGGACCAGAGUGCCACCUGGCACCAACGGGAGGUGCUGUUAUUCACCAUGCUGCUGUCUUCCUGCAUCGCCAACCUGUGGCUGUGGAUGCGCCAGUGA